AGACGCCGCCGCAGUUGCCGCCACAUCGGAGAUUUCUGGCUCUUUCCUCUUCGCCUUAAAUUCGGGUGUCUUUUAUGAAUAAUCAAAAGCAGCAAAAGCCAACGCUAUCAGGCCAGCGUUUCAAAACUAGGAAAAGAGAUGAAAAAGAGAGGUUUGACCCUACUCAGUUUCAGGACUGUAUUAUUCAAGGCUUAACUGAAACUGGUACUGAUUUGGAAGCAGUAGCAAAGUUUCUUGAUGCUUCUGGAGCAAAACUUGAUUAUCGCCGAUAUGCAGAAACACUCUUUGACAUUCUGGUGGCUGGUGGAAUGCUGGCCCCAGGUGGUACACUGGCAGAUGACAUGAUGCGUACAGAUGUCUGUGUGUUCGCAGCACAAGAAGACCUAGAGACCAUGCAAGCAUUUGCUCAGGUUUUUAACAAGUUAAUCAGGCGCUACAAAUACUUGGAGAAAGGUUUUGAAGAUGAAGUUAAAAAGCUGCUGCUGUUCUUAAAAGGUUUUUCAGAGUCGGAAAGGAACAAGCUGGCUAUGUUGACUGGUGUUCUUCUGGCUAACGGGACACUUAAUGCAUCCAUCCUCAAUAGCCUUUAUAAUGAGAAUUUGGUUAAAGAAGGGGUUUCAGCAGCUUUUGCUGUAAAGCUCUUUAAAUCGUGGAUAAAUGAAAAAGAUAUCAAUGCAGUAGCUGCAAGUCUUCGGAAAGUCAGCAUGGAUAACAGACUAAUGGAACUUUUUCCUGCCAAUAAACAAAGCGUUGAACACUUCACAAAGUAUUUUACUGAGGCAGGCUUGAAAGAGCUUUCCGAGUAUGUUCGGAAUCAGCAAACCAUAGGAGCUCGAAAAGAGCUCCAGAAAGAACUUCAAGAACAGAUGUCACGUGGGGAUCCAUUUAAGGAUAUCAUUUUGUAUGUCAAGGAGGAGAUGAAAAAAAACAACAUACCAGAACCAGUUGUCAUUGGAAUAGUCUGGUCAAGUGUAAUGAGCACUGUGGAAUGGAACAAAAAAGAGGAGCUUGUAGCAGAGCAAGCCAUCAAGCACUUGAAGCAAUACAGCCCUCUACUUGCUGCCUUUACUACUCAAGGUCAGUCUGAGCUGACUCUGUUGCUGAAGAUUCAGGAGUAUUGUUAUGACAACAUUCAUUUCAUGAAAGCCUUCCAGAAAAUAGUGGUGCUUUUUUAUAAAGCUGAAGUCCUGAGUGAAGAGCCCAUUCUGAAGUGGUAUAAAGAUGCACAUGUUGCAAAAGGGAAAAGUGUCUUCCUUGAGCAAAUGAAAAAGUUUGUAGAGUGGCUCAAAAAUGCUGAAGAAGAAUCUGAGUCUGAAGCUGAAGAAGGUGACUGAAUUUUGAAACUACACCCUCAGUAAAGCAAACAGGAGUUGUAGAUAAAGUGUCAUGUCUCAUGUGUCCUGGUUCUUACAUCUUCCUACCUCCCUAUAUCAAGCAUGAUAUAAGGGCUUUCAUGGCAAAUUUUAUUUUAACUGUUUCUGUGGUUACUGAAAAUGUUGGGUUUAGUUUCUACAACCAUGUUUUAAGUAGCUACAGGAGCUAUAGAUUUGAAUCUGAUGUUGCAUUUAUCUUUUCAGUUAUCUUCUACCUCCUGUAUUUUCUACUGUAAUAAUGUAAUUUAAGGCCUUCCACAGUGAACAGUUUACUUUAUUCCCUGGGUUUUCUAUAUAAACAGUUUUCAAGAUAUGAUUUGGUUAAAAACAAUUUGUUAUAAAAAUUCUGUUUGCAAAUUAAACUGUAAAAGUAUCCAAAGUCUCAAAAAGCAAUUGUGUGAUAAUUUGAUAUGAAAUGAAGAAGUGGCAUAUUUUAUGCCCAGAGCCCUAUCAUCAAUGAAAAUCUCAUACAUAAUAAUUGAAUUCAUUCACUUGAAUCUUGAGUAUUCAGACCAUUGCUGCGUGUUAACAUAUUUUCUUGCAUUUUAAGCUCAGUUGUUUGCUCUCUGGUUUUCAUUCUUAGUGAAACCAGGAAGAAUAAACUUGAAAGUGAGGUCUUUGAGAAAUCAUAUAUAGCAGAGAUGAUGGGAGGAAGAAAGUUGAGCUUUUUACCAGAGAAACUUUUGCAUUCAGUUGAUAUAGCUCCAUUCAAAACAUGGUGCUUCUAUUCAGACAGCCAUUUUCAAAUAUACCUUAAAGAAAUGUCUUGUCAUUCAAAGUAUUUAUGCUCAUAAUAGACUUAAUAGGAUUGAUAGGAAAGGAUUCAAAAAGGAAUGCAAGUAAAGGAAAUGACUGAAGUACUAAACCCAGUAAAAACUGUUCUAAGUGAGAUGAAGUAUAACUCACAUUUCUUAGUGACAUAGAGUAUUUGUUAUGAAGAAUGAAGUGCAGUGAUAAUGAUACAUUCCCACUUGGUCAUACUGGACUGGCUUCAUUCUCCUAACAUAUUCCAUAAUGAUUUGAGCAUCAGGCUAUUAACAUUCCCUAGUUGCCGUUUUUUAAUUGCCAUGAGCCAAACAUUGCAUCUAUAUCAUUGAUCCAUUUAUUUUAAUGGCUGCCUUUAAUUUUCAUCUUUGUUCUCUUGCUGCUACCCAUCUGUGUACGUAGUCAUUAAAUGUGGCCACAUUUUUGAUGGAAAGACUUCAUGUUAAAAGUGAACAUUUUGAAGGGGUUCUGAUUGGUGAAAGAAACUAGCCUGGAAUAAUGCCACCAAAGACUGAGUGGAAAUUACCCCUUUCUAAGGUGCCAUCCUUUUGAGCCAAGAAUUUAGUCUUUAAAAUUAAAAAUUCAUCUUGAGGGAAUAAUGUGUAAUAUAAUUUGAAAUAAAGAUAAAGUGACCAUAUGAAAAAAGCAUUAUAAUUGAUAACAUUGUAAAUGGGGUGAAUUUGUUAAAUGAAUAACUUUGAUAAAGUUUUCGUGUACAGGCAAAAUGUUAUUCACUAAGUUUCUACAUAGUGAUCUGCUUUUACUUUGUAAUUUGUAGUCCUCAAAAGGCUUUUUUUUAAAUAAAAUCCAUCCUUACACUUA
Molecule: messenger RNA, 2960 nt
Organism: Choloepus didactylus (southern two-toed sloth)
Lineage: Eukaryota; Metazoa; Chordata; Mammalia; Pilosa; Megalonychidae
Product: basic leucine zipper and W2 domain-containing protein 1
Exons: 1
Coding region: 75-1334 (419 amino acids)
Cellular component (GO): cytoplasm; membrane
Molecular function (GO): protein binding
Source: RefSeq, a predicted model, not a curated record